Molecule: messenger RNA, 5412 nt
Organism: Stegastes partitus (bicolor damselfish)
Lineage: Eukaryota; Metazoa; Chordata; Actinopteri; Pomacentridae
Gene: ciita
Product: class II, major histocompatibility complex, transactivator
Exons: 22
Coding region: 36-4889 (1617 amino acids)
Biological process (GO): positive regulation of MHC class II biosynthetic process; positive regulation of transcription by RNA polymerase II; positive regulation of MHC class I biosynthetic process
Molecular function (GO): ATP hydrolysis activity; protein binding
Source: RefSeq, a predicted model, not a curated record
UACUACUUAGUGUCUUGUGAGCAGAUGUCACUGCUAUGGCUCAGUUCGAGGAGGUUCUGGACAAAGUGAGGCUUCUUCUAACCUGGGCCUCGGCCGCUGAGGUCCACGGUCUGCUGGAGGGUUUGGUGGAGGAGCGGAUCAUCUCAGAGGCCUACAGCAAGAGCUUGAGCCUGCACGGGCUUACCGACAGGAUCGCGCUCGAAGCGGGAUCUGAUUCUCGAGGACUUAACUGGUACCAGCACCUCAACCAAGAACAGCUAGGUCAGGUGAGGAAAUGUGGGUCAAACUCUGCUGGAUCAGAGCUGGUUUUCUCAAUGGAUGAACAGAACAGCACAAAUCCACAAGUUAGUCCCCUGCUUGAAUAUCAAGUUAUUCAGGAUCAAAUAUCAAUAUCAGCUAUUCAGGAAUUGAUGGAGGGGGCCGGAAUGGACAGACACUACCUCAACCAAACGUUCUUUUCUACAACAGCAGCAUCAGAUUACAACUGCAGAAUAAAUGAUGAAGUAGCAAGACAAAUGCAGAAGCCUGUAAGUGAUAAUGAAAGAAUAAAUCAGGGGAAUUUGGAGGAUGGGGAGGAGUGGUUAGAGCAGGUAGAGGAGGCAGCUCGGAGGAUAGCUGUGCCUCUGUGGCAGCACUGGGACAGAGGAAGGAGGAUGUUGUCACCGCUGGUUCCUUGUACAACUGCUGGCUGGUCAACAAGUGAAAACACGCUCACGGACGGUGAAGCGCAAAGCUCCGCUUGGGAUAUGAAUGAGGAAAUGGAGCUUGCGGCUGCUUUGAGGACACUUGACAAGUUUACGGACAGCUUCUCUCUGGAUGCAGAAGAAGCCUCUGAGGCACCACAAGGCCUCUAUGCCUCCACACACAACUGUUGGACAACAACGGAUGAUUUUGAUGUAUUUGGAGCUGAAGGAAUCACCUCACCUGUUGAAGCCUGCGCAGCAACGGACACAAACAACAACCUCACAGACAAGCUGCAAAGUCACCUGGAUGUCUGCUGGUCAGAGGAGAGGACAAACGCAGCGGACGACUUGUUUUCUUUGACUGUAGAAGCACAAUACAAUGCAAAAUGUGGACUCUCAGACGAUAGCUUUAUGCAUUUGCUAACAAAAGACGAUCAAACUGUCAGGGAAGAUUACUCAUUUUUUUUAAGCACAGGUUGUAGCAUGGCAGUGGGGGUCACAGAUGACCUCGAAAAUGCUUCCAAGACUGGAUUCGGUACAACAACAGACAUCCAUGAGAGCAUGGACUCAACCAGGGAUGCCAAGAUGCAGGAAGUAGAUCUCUUCCCCAUGAGCCCCUCUGACUUUGGGGAUCUACCAGAUGAUCUAUCUGAAUACUUGAACGAUGAUUUGCUGGAUACAGAUGUGCUUUUUGGGGAUCCCUUGCUUACCUGUGUGGAUGAACAUGACUACUGCAGUGACAAGCCAACAGAGGUGCCCGGCCUCGACGACCUCCCACAGAGAAAGCAACCGACAGACAAACAAACCAAAACCAGGAGAAAGCGACAGAGAGCUCCCCGCACUGACGAGAGCACCAGAGCCAAAAGGCAAAAAGCAACAGGUCGAACAAAAGCCACAAAGGUACAGGCUGAGCAGACGACUGUCGUUCAAGAAGCUGACGCAGGAUCGGCGCCUCGUCCAAAAGACUCGUUGAGCGGCCUCUCCACCACUCCACCGUCACGAAUCCUUCAUCUCUAUCCGUCCCAUUCAGCGCCUUCCAUCCCCAUUCAGAUCAUCACCAUCCCGGACGCUGCAGGCUAUCAGGUCGUCCAGCUGUCCACUCCUCCUCCUGUUAUUAGGCUUCCUCUCCCCAACGCGGCUACAGCGCCUACGUACAUAUUAGUUCCUGCUACCUCGCCACCAUGCAAACGGCAACUGCCUCCACUGUCCCCAGUGGAUGGUGCAGUAGCGCCACUCCAAAUGAGUUCAUCCCCACCAGGUUCACUGUCAGACACCGCUAGCAAAGCCAUGUCUUUUCCCUGUGCCUCACCUCUCUCCCCCAGUACUGACAUGUCCCCGUGUAAGGAAUCGCCUCCUCCUCAGUCUCCUACUGUCCCUGAUAUUCCACAAGGUGUAAAUGACUACAUUCAGGAAGCCAAAGCCCACAUGAGUCACGCCUGCCAGGAUAUGGAAACGGGUCUUAGCUUGACCUCGCAUUACGUAGACGUGAAAGUGAGCCAAAGAGAGAUUCUUCGUUCUGGCAAAAACACAAACAAAUGCCUGGACAAGGAGCUGGUUAUCAUGGGAGAUACGGAUCGGCAAAAAAGCUUGCUGGGACCGAGUCAGAUCUUUGGAGGCUCAAACGGAGACAAAUCCAAAAACUACAUUUUGUUGUUUGGCACUGCUGGCUCAGGAAAAACUACUCUGAUUAAGAAGCUGUGUCUCGAUUGGUCCAGAGACUGCAUCUCCCAGUUUGACUUUGUCUUCUUAUUGGAUGGCAAACAACUCUCUUUAGCAGAGCCCACCUUCAGCCUGCAGACGGUCCUACUCAACCUCUCCUCCUUUGCUCCUCCCUGCAUGGAUCCAGAGGCGGUGUUUGCUCAAAUCCUUGCAGCCCCUAAACGUGUUCUCAUCAUUUUUGACGGGUUUCAGGAGUUGCGGGAGUAUGAGAUGCUUCUCCAGACUCAGGAAAAAGACUUGGUGACAUCACUGCUGAAAGAUAAUAAGGCCCAGACCUUCACGGUAAAGCAGUUGUACUCUGCCGUCCUUCAGAGGGUUCUGCUUCCAGGCUGCACUCUUCUGCUCUCCACCCGCCCAAGAGGCUCUGCCCUCCAGCUGCUCCGGCGCGCAGACAGCCUUCUGGAGACAUGUGGCUUCACCCCAACACAUAUAGCAACAUACUUGACCCAGUACUUCACUGACCCUGCCCUCAGAGCAUCUGCUUUGGACUGCUUGAAAAGCAGCAGCUACCUACAGCUCCUCUGCUGGAACCCCGGACUAUGUCGACUGGUGUGCUUAGUUUUAGAACAGUCCAAAAGUUUGGAGGUCUUACCAAGAACUUUAACGGGGCUCUGUCAUCAAGUGCUUUGUCUGAAAAUGGAAAAAGAGAGGGGGAACCCAUGUGUUGAAGCUCAAACACAAACACCAGUGCAAGUCAUACAAGAAAACAACACACAAAUGUCAGAUAGUUGUCAAGUGAAGAGAUGUGACAGAAAUAAUCGGACAAAGUCCAGAAAACAGCUUUCUGGCACUUCUGGCAGCAAAAGAUCAAGGAGGGCAAAAAAACAGAGAGACGAAGUGGAUGAGGACAUGAAGAGUGAUGUCGAGGGAGUAGAUAGAACAGAAAGAGAGUUGUUGUCCCAGCUGAGCUCUUUGGCCUGGGAAGGGGUCAAAUCAAACUCCUCCAUCCUUCCAACAGGACGGACUGUACCUGGCAAACUCAAGGCGUUUGGCCUCAGGACAGGACUUGUUCUGUCUCAUCACCUCAGGAAGAGGCCAUUGGUCUCAAAUGGUGAGAACGAGGGAGGAGGAAGAGAAGACAAACAUGAGAUGGAAGAAGAGAAGGAAAACAGAGAGAGGACGGACACUGAUCUUGAUGAUGAUCACAUUCUGCUGUGGGCCAACCCUUUUCUUCAGAGUUACAUGGCAGCGGUCCAUUUGUUUUUGUCAAGGACUGUAACAGACCGGAACUUUCUCCAGACCCUCCCUUUCCAAUCAGGUGGAAAGGGCCGUCGGCGACCUCAAAGGGAGGAGCUCGAGCUUGCUCAGCGAUUCAUGGUCGGCCUCCCGUUCCACAACAUUACAGAACUGCAGAGGCUUCACUUAUACUCAGAAAGAACUCUCAGAGAUGUGGCGGUCAACAGGCAGGCUUUAGUAAUAAAACACCUGGAAGAACUCUCCUACGGUGACCUGAACUCCUCCCAGGUCCUGGAGUUAUGCCACUGUGUUUAUGAAGCAAGUCACAUUAAUGAUGACGGAAGCACUGGCAGCACACGGCUGGUGACUCACCUGGCAGCCAAUCUUCCAGAGUUCCUGACAUUUCAUGGAGUUCCACUCAGUCCACCAGAUGUGUUCACGGUGCAGAACGCUGUUGAACGAGGCGGAGCUGAAGGUAGAAGCUUCUGUUUGGAUCUGGAGGACUCCGGGAUACAGAUCUGUGGACUUAGGGCUCUCGUGGGCCUUGACAACAUCAACACAUUCAGGGCAUGCAUUGCUGAUGUCGUCACCCUGUGGGAGCAGCUGGAGCAGGGAGGUGAAGCAGGGCUCCUACAAGGGGCAGUGUCCAAGUUCAAGAUCCACCCUCUGAAGGCCACACAGGUGUGUCACGUAGAGCACCUGGAAAAGCUGGUGAAGAUACACAUGCAGAAGAGGCUGUCGGACAGCUCCAGCCACUCAGAGUCCAUCCUGGCGGAGGGGGUGCCUGCAGUCCAAGAGCUGCACAAGCUGGAGUUUGAGCUCGGUCCAGAGAAAGGUCCUCUGGCUCUUCCUAUGCUAUGGGGGUUCUUGCCAGGGCUGCCCAACCUACAGCACUUGGAUCUAGAAAACUGUAAGAUCGGGGACAAAGGAGCAGAGAACCUGGCUAAUGCAUUAGUCUCCCUCUGUUCCCUGGAGAUACUAAAUCUGUCACAGAACUGCAUAGGAGAUGUGGGUGUGAAGAAGCUGACAGCUACGCUAAAGGAUCUGCCCAAACUGCACGUUUUAAGUCUUUACAGCAAUGUGAUUUCUGACGAAGGGGCAGAGAGUUUAGCAGCCGUCCUCCCACACAUGGCUUCCCUCACUGACCUUGAUGUGAAGUACAACAAGCUAACGGAUGUUGGAGCACAAAGUUUGGGAGCUAGUCUGAGAAACUGUAGUGAUAUGAAAACUUUGAGGAUGUGGAACCAGUGUAUUCCAUAUGGAGUUUUUGAGAGGCUUCAGCAGCAGGACAGUCGGAUCUUUUGGCAUUAGAAUAACUUGAAACUUAUUUUCUCCAAGCCUAUGAACUUUUUGAAAACAUGCAUCUCACAUGAACUCUGUGUGUUUACACUGCACAAUAAAUCUUCCAGGGCACGUAUGCGCAUGAGAAACUGACAAUCAGGGAGCAUUAGAAAAACAUUGCACUACAACAGAUAACUUAUUUGCUGCUUGAUCUUUGUUUCUGAGGGUGCGAACAAUACGUGUGCAGCGAACAGUAUUGCGUGUCCACACAGGUUUGUGGUGGUACUUUGUACAAAUUUAACAAGCAAAUUUGCACUAUUUGUCUGAUGUUUCAGGGUAAUCUGUGCCCGCUGUAAAUAGAUUUUAUUUUUUUUAGUCUGUCUUUAGCUGAAAAGUCCUUUGUUCUGCAUUUGACUUGUUUGACAAAAACAGUAUUUUCGUUUGCACCUUCUGUUGCUGUAGACUACAUGUGUCUUUUCUAUUUUCUUGUUACUGAUCAUGUCAUGUGUAUACUGAAUACAUCAGUUUAAUUAAAAAAAACAACUUCAUUUCA